GAAACGGCAUCCAAUUGCCUUUGAAAACCCUAUAAUAUAAUGCACAAGCAAGAAGUGAAACGGAAAUUGAAGAAACAAAGUCAUGGAUUACUCCGCUCAAUACCAGUACCAACAGCCGGGGGUUUCUCAAUCUACCGAUCCUCCUCAAAUCCAAGCAUAUGCAUAUGAUCAAUCAACAUAUGGUCAAUACCAACAGGGAGCAUCUCGAUCUGCAGACCCUUCUCAAUUUCAUCAAGCAUAUGAUCAAUCAACAACACAAGCUUCUUACUAUGCAUCAUAUCAAUACAAUCAAGAUUACAAUCAACAACAAUACCCAUACUCCUAUUAUCCUCAACAAGACUAUUAUUCAAAUGCUGCCUAUCAACAACAACAGCCUGAACCCGAACCCGAACCCACUUCAAUUCACCCACCUGGGGUUCCAAUUCCACCACCGUCUUCUUCGGAUCCUUAUGCCUCCACACAGCAGCAGCAGCAACCCCAACCGCAGUAUUCGUAUUAUCCUCAACAACAGCAACAAGGAAUUAACUACGGCGAGGUCGCUACUGUGUCAAUGCCCAUUGUGUCCUACACACCUGCGAUUGUACAAUCCCCAUAUAGAGGUAGAGGUAAAAGGGGUGGCAGAUCAUAUAGAGGAGGUGCCCAUGGCCAUCUUGGUGGUGGGCAGCUACAACCUAGCUAUGACCAACCAAAUUCUUUUCAAGGAGCAUCACAGAUCCAAGGAGACCCAUCCCAAGUUAAACCUUCAUCAUCUGCCUCAGGUAAUUCAGGUUCUGUUCAGCCACCUCCGCGUAUGGCUUGGUGCGAACUCUGUAGGGUUGAAUGCAACACGACUGAAGUUCUUGAACAACAUAAGAAUGGAAAGAAACAUAAAAAGAACCUAAAAGCCAAUGGAGGGCAAGGUCACCAGACAGCAAAUUUCGACUUUAAGCCAAAUGUUUAUUACCAGCCUGAAGUUGGGGGGGCUGGGCAGCUGCCACAGGGGCAUUUGCCUUCUGAGGUAGUAACUGGAAACAGACAGUCGCAGCCCCAAGAGAAUUUUCCGUCUCAUGCUGCUAUAGAAGAUGGUAGUAUAACAGGGAAGCAAAAGGUUGAAGAGGCAGCUCUGGUGGAAGAAUUAGCAAGAGAUUUGGGGAUGGAUCGUGUUCAAGGUCAAGGGCGUGGACUCAAGCGCAUGCUAAAAGGCGGGCGAGACGGUAAAUUGAUGAAAUUGCAUAAUGGCUCAAGAAAACCUGUUGUGCCUCCUAAGCCCAAAAAAAUGGUUCCUUUAAUAUGUGAACUCUGUAAUGUGACGUGUGAAUCAGUAGUUGUUUUCCAAAGCCAUCUGGCAGGAAAGAAACACCUUUCAAAUGUGAAGGACUUCCAAGGCCAACAAGCAAUGGUUGGCCAAGCUGCUCUCCAAGCACUAUAUCCUGCUUUGCAAGCUCUUUACCCAGCACUUCAGGCACUAUACCAACCUAAUACUGGUGCAUCAACUUCCACGGCUCCUCAAGGUCAUCAGCCCAACCUUCUUGAAAUACUGGGGAUGUUGACUCAACAAGCCCUUUCUGCUAUACCUCAAGAUCAAGUAUUAGGUAUUGGAUUGCCUCCAUCUUCAGAUUUAGAGGCUCAAGACCACCAAGGUUCCAUAUUACAAGGUUCAGUAUCAGAAGAAACGAGAGAGAAUGUUGCUGCGGAGGAUGGAAGAAAUUGUGACCUUUCUGUUUUACAGAACUCUGGGUCUAAACCAGAAGAGAACACUGAUAUCAAACAUGAAAAUGUGAACUUACAUUUUGAUACAAAAAGUCAUGUCGGUUGAAGAACCAUUAAGGAAUGCUGCUAGCUAGACUGUGCUUUCUACACCAGGAGAAGUGGUUGCAUCUGUGUCAGUUUCAAAUAGUGAAUUAGUGUGAUCAGACUGCGCUGCCCAUUCUUGUUUAGAUGUGAAAUUGGUUGACCAGAAUCGUUAAUUCUUCAAUAAGCUAAUGAAGGCGGGCAAGACUGCAAGAGAGCUUAAUAGAUGUAGUUUAAGUUUCUCUUUUGGAGAAAGUGAACAACAUUGUGAAACAAAUAAGAAAUACUGCUUCUGGUGAGGCAGGAGGAGUAUCCUAGAAUAAUAUAGUUGAAGCGGUGUUGUUCAUUCCUUUUCCUGACUCUUGCCAUAAAUGAAGAUCUAAAAACAUUCUGAACCUUUUCAGCCAACCAUUACAUUUCGUAUGAUGGCUUUGGAUUCGUAACUAGGGCGUGAAGUCUUGCAUUUCUUGUUUUUCUAUUGAUUUUGGGAUGUUGAUUUAUAGUUUCAUGUCAUCAGGAUCUCCAUUCUUUAGAAGUCA
Messenger RNA from Nicotiana tabacum (common tobacco), 2309 nucleotides. RefSeq lists its product as uncharacterized. Lineage: Eukaryota; Viridiplantae; Streptophyta; Magnoliopsida; Solanales; Solanaceae. Gene Ontology annotation, molecular function: zinc ion binding; nucleic acid binding. The record is from RefSeq and is a predicted model, not a curated record.